Molecule: messenger RNA, 2907 nt
Organism: Neolamprologus brichardi
Lineage: Eukaryota; Metazoa; Chordata; Actinopteri; Cichliformes; Cichlidae
Source: RefSeq, a predicted model, not a curated record
UGUUAUUCCAUCCUCGCCAUUUUGCAAUGUGGGAGAGAGAGAGAGAGGGGCCACUUUUUAUGGCUAACGAAUAAAAGAAAGCGGUUUAUGUGCUGAGGACAAAGAGCGCCAAACUUCUCCGUGUCCGUCAUGGAGGAGAUCACUAAUGUCAUCACACACUCAUCCGCUGCCUCGUCUUCCUCCUCCACAUCGGGCUCCCACACACGGCAAACCAAAGAGAAGCAACCCUCUCAGGGUUUUCAGCAGAAAACGGCAGAUGAUUCUCUCAUCCAGGUCAUAAAGAAGCUCAGCAAGAUUGUGGAGAAGCGGCCCCAGCGUCGCUGCGCAUCAGGGGGACAGAAAAGAGCGCUCCAAGUGGGGGAAAGGGGAGCCGAGCAGGGGGGCGGCUCUAUAUGUAAGAAAAUUAAAAGGAACUUAAAGGAUGAGGUGGGAGUAGAGCGCAGCACAGACGACAGCAGUCUUCCCUCACCUUGGUCAGGUGACGAUAACAACAACGUGACCACCGCGGUGGCAGAGGUAGCUGCCAACCCCAACAGCAGCGACCUCAAGCGGACGGUGACGUGCUAUCAGUGCAGCCUGUGCCCCCAUCUCUCCCAAACGCUGCCCCUGCUGAAAGAACACCUGAAGCAGCACAACGAGCAGCACAGUGACCUCAUCCUCAUGUGCUCCGAGUGUCACUUUACCUCCAGAGACCACGAGCAGCUGGAGGCGCACGUCAGGAUGCACUUUGACAAUGGAGACAACCAGAAGAGAAAGUACCCGGUGAGCGAGGCGAAGGAAGAGGUUUUAAAAAACCAGGAUGUGGAUCUAACAGGUGACAACUGCAGCGCAGGAACCGAAGUGAAGAAAAGCUCAGUGAGCAAUGCUAAGGAGUUACCACAGAAGAAGAAGUGGUACAGCUACGAGGAGUAUGGCCUGUACCGCUGCCUGAUCUGCAGCUAUGUUUGCAGUCAGCAGCGAAUGCUCAAAACCCACGCCUGGAAGCACGCCGGCCUCGUCGACUGCUCCUAUCCAAUCUUUGAGGAUGAAGACGGAGGUUCUGCAAAGAGAGAGGUGCAAGCUGCUCCUAACAAUGCGUCCGCCAGAGAGGAAAUAGUUGUUCUUCAAGAUAAAAGCCUGCAAAAGCUCCCUACCGGCUUCAAGCUGCAGCUCUGCAUGCCCGUGGCUGUCGAGGACAAACAGGAAGUGGUGAAUCUUCAAGGCUCUCAUCUCAGUGAAAGUCCAAAAACAGAAGAAGAGGACGAGUACCCCAUCAAAGACAUGACGUCUGAGGAGCCCGCGGUGGAGGUGCAGGUGACCACUGAGGCAGAGACGGAGGUGGAGCUAGGCGGUCACCAUGAAAGCACCUCUGCGACCGACAGCUUGCUGUCGUCGGCUCAGAAGAUCAUCAACAGAAGCCCCAACAGCGCCGGCCAUAUCAAUGUGAUCGUAGAGCGCCUUCCUUCAGCUGAGGACUCGGUCAUGGCCUCUAACCCACUUCUUCUCAGCCCAGAUGUGGACGGGGAUAAGAGCUUACUGGAGAAAAAAGCAGAAGAGCAGGAGCACGUGGAAGGUGUGAAAGAUGAGGUGGUCCUCUGCUACAGUCCGGGGAACGCUAACAAAAGCCAGCAUUUAGGAGCCGAUAUCAAACCCUCCAUCGCUAAAAGUAACGACCUUCCACGGGAUGAAAACGUCCCCCCAGCUGGUCGCAAGAGGACGCACUCGGAGUCUCUCCGCCUCCACUCACUGGCUGCCGAAGUCCUCGUGGCUAUGCCUAUGAGGACGCCCGAGCUGCCCAACUCUGGCGCCAAGGUAGCUCUGAAGACCGUUGCGGCACAGGCGCAGAGCCCGCAAGCAGGCCAGAAACCCACAGAGGGGGCUGCAGCCGGACAGAAGGCCUCUGACGUGGGAACGGCAGCAGCUAUGCUGAACUGUAAUGAGGGCAGAGAGGAAACUCUAGGAUCUCUGGGCCUGGGCAAAGGAGACGACGACGGGCCUGCAGCUAAUGGCGGGAUCAGCCUUUCCCUGCUCACGGUCAUUGAAAGACUGAGGGAGCGCUCAGACCAGAACACCUCGGACGAAGACAUCUUGAAAGAGCUUCAAGAUAACGCACAGUUCCAAAGUGGAGCUGGAGUGGUCGCGGCGAACGGAGCGGGCAGUUACGUGUGCUCCAGCGUCCCAGGGAUGGACGGGUUGGUCGGCUCUCCUGACAGCGGUCUGGUGGAUUACAUCCCAGGCAGCGAUAGGCCGUAUCGCUGCCGCCUGUGUCGCUACAGCAGUGGCAACAAGGGCUACAUUAAACAGCACCUGCGGGUGCACAGGCAGAGGGAGCCGUAUCAGUGUCCCAUCUGUGAGCACAUCGCCUCAGACAGCAAAGACCUGGAAAACCACAUGAUCCACCACUGCAAGAGCCGGAUGUACCAGUGCAAGCAGUGUCCAGAUGCCUUCCACUACAAGAGCCAGUUAAGAAACCAUGAAAGAGAGCACCACAGCUUCAGCGGUGACGUGGAAAUGCUCACACCAGUCGCUGAGACGGCGGCCGCGAUGGAGGAAACGGAGCGGGUCACAUAUGAAGAAGGUAGUCCACAGAAGAUGUUUAAGUGCGACGUGUGCAACUACACCAGCUCUACGUACGUCGGGGUGAGGAACCACCGGCGCAUUCAUAACUCUGACAAACCUUAUCGGUGCUGCAGCUGCGAUUUCGCCACCACCAACAUGAACAGUUUAAAGAGCCACAUGAGGAGGCACCCUCAGGAGCACCAGGCCGUGCAGCUGCUGGAGCAGUACAGGUGCUCUCUGUGCGGCUAUGUGUGCAGUCACCCGCCAUCGCUCAAAUCCCACAUGUGGAAGCACGCCGGAGACCAGAACUACAACUACGAGCAGGUUAACAAAGCCAUUAACGAGGCGAUCUCCCAGAGCAGCCGGUGA